Molecule: messenger RNA, 1034 nt
Organism: Dendroctonus ponderosae (mountain pine beetle)
Lineage: Eukaryota; Metazoa; Arthropoda; Insecta; Coleoptera; Curculionidae
Exons: 3
Coding region: 78-752 (224 amino acids)
Source: RefSeq, a predicted model, not a curated record
UAUAAAUAGUGCGAUAUAAACGAACAGGGCCACGUAUUGAUGUUGCCACUUUACAAACAGCUCUACACUGCAAGAACAUGUAUCUGCUUCUAGUGAUACUUGCGACAGCUGCAACAUUUACUGCGAGCAACCAAAUAACUCCGGAUGAGCUGCAAGUGGUAUGGAAAACCCUCGAAAGUGACAUCAGAGCUCGUCAACAGGAGGCACAGUCGGAGAUACGAAAUCUCUUCGACACCCUGCACCUAUUAGUAGAAGCUGCCAAGGGAAGCUUGAAUUCAACCAUCGAAGAAACCCAUAAGUUCUAUCAGGAAGAGUUGGAAGAAAUCAAGGCUGAAGCUCUAGCAAAUGGCAAAAAUAUUUCGCGCUGCAUUGAACUGGCUGAUGCAGUUCUGCUAGACCUGGAUGAACAAGUGAACUCCACAGCAAGUGAAACCUAUGAAAAUCUUGAGAAAACUGCUGAAGAAGCAGUGAAUCGGGCGCUCCAAAUGGCGGUCACCGCUUUGCAAGAGCUGGAAAUGUUAAACGGAAAAGUGGAAACGUGCAAAGAUGAUGAAUGUGCCACUGAGCUGGAUGUGGAAAUAGUGGAAUUCUACGAGGAAAUCGUUGCAGAUCUGGACAACGCCAUCACGUUGGCUGAAGAUGCAGUUUUCAUAAAACUCACUGCCGAGCUGCAGAAUAGCACUGAGACAAUCGACUACUACAACGAACAAUUUCAGAAGCUGAUUGAAGAUCUGAAAAGUUGCGCUGAAUGAUUUGCGUUUGAUUGUUCAAAUUGCGGCUUCUAGAUGUUUCCAGCUCAGUUUUACCAUCAGUUUAAUAAUUUUUUGGGACAAAAUGGAGUAGUGGCAAUGUCGAAAUUGGCAUUGAAUCUACAAUGAGUUUGCUUCUCGAAUGAGACAAUCGAUUGUUUUUUAUAUGAAGUGCUUGGAACGAUCGCAGGCAGCAAUUAAGAUAACCAAAUGUACCGGAUUGUUGAUUACAAUGAGUUGUUGAAACUUUCUGUUGUAUUUCUAAUAUAAAAACAUUAAAUGAAA